ACGCCUUUAACUUUAUGCAUAUACGUAACAAAGCCAGGUUGUUUCGUUAGAGCAAGUUUGCCUUUAAAACCAAGUGUCGGUUCAACUUAUUCGCGGUGUUUGAUGCUGAUAAUCAACUUUGUAACUGGCUAACUGCGCUAGCCUGUGUCACAUAAUGGGGUGUAAACACACACGUACAGACAAAACAGGACUCAGUCUCAGCCCUAAACAAUACUUGGAAUGCUGGAUUGUGUUUUGUGAGGGAUUCCAAAUUGACACAUAUUUGAUUUAACCCCAAGACCAAGUGUAUGGACGAAUAUUGUAGAUCAGUCUGCACUGAAUUUUCAAGAUAACGACAAUGUAUGAGAACGUACCGACAGUGUCUGCUUCCGAGCGGCAGCAGGUGCUCCAGGCCUUGGAAAGACUUCAGUCCAAGCUCGUGCAGAGAGAAGAGUGGACCCACAGCGACAGACUCGGCACACUGAAGGAAGCCCUGCAGAGCCCUCUGUUCGGCCACAUCCUCACCCUGCAGCACUCCGUCAAACAGCUUAAAGGCCAGUUAAACAGCUUGCCUCCGGACACAUGCACAGAGUUCAGUUUCUCCAGGAAAGGCCAGCUGAUCGUCAGUGCGAGUCAUCCGUCCAGCAGCCUGGGAUCCGUGGUGUCCAACGGUACAGCUUCAACUAACACAUCUUCUGAACAGCUUCAGAGAUGGAUAAAUGCGGCCGCAAUGGGAAGGAAGACGGAGCUCAUCAGCCUGCAGAAGCCGUUAUCUGGAGGUCUGGGUUUCAGUGUGGUCGGCCUGAGACCAGAGGGGGUGGGCAGUCAUGGUGUGUUCAUCAGACAGGUGCAACAAGGGAGCAUUGCAGACAGGGAUGGAAGAUUGCAGGAGAAUGAUCAGAUUCUGGCGAUUAAUGGGAUUCCUCUGGAUCAGAGCGUGACGCAGCAGCAGGCCAUUGCUCUUCUCCAGCAACAGAAAGACCGAGUGGAGCUGGUGGUGGCCAGAGACACUGCGGCCAAACCCCGACUAUCUACAUCUGCACCCAUUCAGAUGGAUCAGUGGGGACACAUGGAGGAGAUUGAGCUGGUGAAUGAUGGAUCCGGCCUGGGAUUUGGGAUUGUCGGAGGCAAGGCAACAGGAAUGGUUGUCAGGACCGUGUUGCCAGACAGCGUGUCCGAUAAGGACGGGAGGCUGAGAACAGGUGACCACAUCCUGCAGAUCGGUGACACGUCCACUAAAGGUCUGGCCAGUGACCAGGUGGUGCAGGUGCUGCAGGCCUGCGGGACCCAUGUGAGGAUGCUGAUCGCACGAGACCCUCUGGUGGCGACCCAGCCUCCUCCUCCACCUCCACCUGCCCCCGCCACGGCUCCUGUCACUUCUCUGCCACCUCCACCUCCUGUGCCAUCCCGCAGGGGCAGCAAAAUGCCAAAUUUGGAGGGCUACGAAAUCCAUGAAGUUGCGUUAAAAAAGAAGGAAGGCCAGAGCCUCGGGAUCUCCAUAAUCGGACACAACGCUUUGACCGCUAAGGAUGCAGUGGGGGUCUUCGUGAAGAACGUGGUUCCAGGCAGCGCCGCUGAGCAGAGCGGGAAAAUCCAUGUCCACGACAGGAUAAUAGCAUUGGAUGGCGUGAACCUCCAGGGAUUCACCAACCAGGAAGUCCUGGAAGUAAUGAAGCGGACAGGCGAUAUCGUACACCUUACCCUCAUUAGGAAGAUCAACUCACCCAAAAGGACAGUCGUAGAAAAAUCACUAGAUAAAGUCCAGAGAGAGUCGUCGCGUGUGUCUCUGAAGAGAUCGUCUGAGAUCAAGCCGCGGGCGGAUGUUCAGAGGGGCUCUGUGGUGGAGUCUAUGGACCCUGCUCUGUGUGGGAUCAAACAACAGCUGCAGGGAAAAAUGCAAGAGCCGGCCCCGCUGACGGAGAUGGAGCUUCGCGCUAAAUGGGAACAGGCUCUUGGUCCACAUUACGAUGUUAUGGUUGUACAGCUUGACCCUGUCAUAGAUGAUGAUAUUGAGCUGCAGAAGUACUCCAAGCUUCUCCCAAUACACAUAAUGCGCUUGGGCGUGGAACUAGACUCUUUUGAUGGACACCACUACAUUUCCACAGUGGCUCCUGAGGGUCCGGUGGCAAAACAUGGGCUGCUUCGACCAGAGGAUGAACUUCUGGAGGUGAAUGGCGUGCAGUUGUAUGGGAAGUCCAGACGAGAGGCUGUUGCGUUCCUCAGAGAGGUUCCUCCUCCCUUUACUUUGGUUUGCUGCAGACGCCUAGCUGAAGAAGGCAGCGAAUACCACCCUGAAUCUGAAGAGUGGCACUCAUCCAGCCCCUCAGCCAGCCUACAGGAGCAGAUUGAGAAUAACCUCUCCAUGUUUGCCAAAGAUACAAGUCUACGUGAGAGCAUGAGGGAAGAGUUUCAGGCAUCAGCAGUGGAGCAAGAGGUUAACGAUAAAGAAGAGCCCCUAGAGCCAAGCAGCCCUGAGAGAGAGCAGAUGGAUGAGGAGAAGGAUGAUGAAGAAGAAGAUGAAGGGGAACUAGCUCUGUGGUCUCCAAAUGUGCAGGUGCUAGAACUAGAGAAAGGAGAGCGAGGUCUUGGCUUCAGCAUACUAGACUACCAGGACCCUCUGGACAUUGUGCGCUCUGUGAUUGUCAUCCGCUCUCUGGUGCCUGGAGGGGUGGCGGACAUUCACGGCGGGCUCCUCCCGGGUGACCAGCUGGUUUUCGUCAAUGACACUCAUCUAGACACGUGCUCUCUGGCCCAGGCCGUAGAGGUCCUCAAAUCUGCUCUGCCUGGGAGAGUCUACCUUGGGAUCAGGAAACCAAUGGUGCCAGAGGACAAAGGUAGUGGGCAGCAGUCCUCUUGGCCUGUAGAGGGCGCUGAUGAGCAAACAGCAGGAAAACAGGCCGGCACUCUCCCAUCUAUGCAAGAGGACUUUGGAAACGGCUCUGUUUUAUCUGACGAUCUGGAUGAGGAGCCAGAGCUUAUCCUGGACGCUGAGCCCCGCUAUGCCUCUCCCCUCACCACCAUUGACCUUCUGCCCGUCCUGGAGCGAGAGAUGGCUGUAGAUGAGGAUGAUGAAGAGCAGGAGAUGGACACCAUGAAGGAUCAAGGGAGCUCCAAGUUCAAGGGCGACAGUCUGCCUUCAUACUUGAGUGAGAAGACUCGCUCCUGGGAAGAGCCAACACCAUCCAACCCCUACCAGUACAACAUUCAACCUGAUACACAAGAACAGUUCGCAGAGGUGGACAAUGAGCUUUGCACAAGCUUUGAGAAGAUUCAGCUGCAGCUCCCGCAAAUUCCCCUUAGUCAGUCGGCCACAUGGAUAGAGGCAGCAGACAGUGAGGCAGACUCUGACUCCAGAAACGAAGGCUCAGAGCUUACCUUGACUGACACCGACACUGAAUCUGCACAGCGCACUUCCUCUCGCAGCAGGAAGAGAAGAAACCAGGGGGCUGCCGGUUCAAUCAGAGAAGGCCACAGUGAUCUGCCUGAAAGAGAGGAGGGAGAAGGUGAGGAGACACCUGCGUUCAGUCACUGGGGUCCCCCACGCAGGGUGGAGGUGUGGCCAGAGCCGCAGGAGUCUCUGGGUAUCAGCAUAGUGGGCGGACGCACCGUUAUAAAGAGGCUGAAGAACGGAGAGGAACUAAAGGGCAUUUUCAUCAAACAGGUGCUGCCAGACAGCCCAUCUGGACACACGGGUGCCCUUAAAACAGGAGACAAGGUCUUACAGGUUUGUGGAGUGGAUUUGCAGAAUGCCAGCCAUGAGGAGGCAGUACAGGCUAUCAAAGCGGCACCCAGUCCCGUGGUCUUCAUCGUGCAGAGCCUGUCCUCCACUCCACGGCAGAAAGCAGGACAGACCAGCGGCCCUCCACCCAUGCGCCUCCCCCCACCCUACAGACCCCCCAGCCAAGUGCAAGAGGAGGAGCAGCAGGAGGAAGAGAGCGAGGAUGAGGAGCAAGCUAAAGAGGUGAUCAGGCAGAGGUACGCGGACCUGCCGGGAGAGCUGCUGAUCGUGGAACUGGAGAAAGAUCGGAAUGGCUUGGGCCUCAGUCUGGCCGGGAACAGGGAUCGCUCCUGCAUGAGCAUCUUCGUGGUGGGGAUCACCGCCGGAGGGCCGGCCAGCCGAGAUGGACACAUCAAAGUGGGCGACGAGCUGUUGGAGAUAAACAACCAGGUGUUGUACGGUAGGAGCCACCAGAAUGCAUCGGCCAUAAUAAAAAGCGCCUCUUCAAAGGUCAAACUCGUCCUGGUCAGGAAUGAAGAUGCUAUCAAUCAAAUGGCUGUCGCUCCUUUUCCUUCCCAGCCUUCCUCGUUCUACUCCAGUGAGACGCAUCAGAAUACGCCAGCAGUUCCAGCUCCAGCAGAGAAGCCACAGCUACCCGAGAGCCUCCCUCUGAGCAGAAGCUCACCUGAGCCGCCACUAAUCAAGGAUCAACCCAGCUUGGCGCCGACCGUGAGCUCCACGCAGACAGAUCAAGUGCAGAAGACUUUCAGAGAUGGAGAGUCAGCUUUAAAGAAGCUGAAAUCUUCAGAGAAAAUAUUGGAGUCUCCAAGCGAACAGCCACCCAAGCCUCUUGUGGAGCAGAUCACCAGUCUUCCAAAAAUCCAGAGGAAUUCCACCAAGCCCUCAGCAGGUUCUCUGGAGGUCACGUCCUCAGGAUCAUCCGUGCCAGUGUCCGGCACCAGCCCUGACUUCGAGUACUGCAGCAAAGACCCUGCUACGUGUCCCAUAGUUCCAGGACAACAGACGGUUAUUGAGAUUUCUAAAGGCCGGUCUGGACUGGGUCUCAGUAUAGUUGGCGGCAAAGAUACUCAGCUGGAUGCCAUAGUGAUUCAUGAAGUGUACGAGGAGGGGGCGGCGGCGCGGGACGGUCGGCUCUGGGCCGGAGAUCAGAUUCUCGAGGUGAAUGGAGUGGAUCUGCACAGCGUGGCUCACGAAGACGCAAUAGCUGCUCUACGGCAAACACCAGCCGAAGUGCGGUUGACGGUCCUGCGAGAUGAGGCCCAAUACAGGGACGAGGAGAACCUCGACAUGUUCCGCAUUGAACUUCAGAAGAGAACCGGACGCGGGCUGGGCCUGAGCAUCGUUGGGAAGAGAAAUGGUAAGGGUGUGUUCAUCUCAGAUGUGGUGAAGGGCGGAGUGGCUGAUCUGGACGGCAGGCUGAUGCAGGGAGAUCAGAUCCUGUCUGUGGAUGAAGAGGACAUGAGACAGGCCUCACAGGAGACUGUUGCCGCCAUUCUCAAGUGCGCCAGGGGCAAGGUGCUGUUGGAGCUGGGCCGACUGAAGGCUGCCUCCUGGAUCUCUUCCAGACGCACCUCCCAGGGAAGUCAGAUGAGCCACGUGAGCGCCAACAGCAGCACCCCAGCCCCCAUGCCCCCUGCUGUGGCCCCACCCCCCUCUCAAACCCUCAACAACAACAGCCAAAACAUCACUGAGACCAACAGCAAAAGCACAGGGACAGAGCCAGGUGUUCGGACAGUGGAGAUCACACGGGGUCCCACUGAUGCUUUGGGUGUGAGUAUAGCGGGUGGUAAGGGCAGUCCGCUGGGCGACAUCCCCAUUUUCAUCGCCAUGAUCCAGGCCAACGGCAUGGCUGCCAGGACACAUCGCCUCAAAGUAGGUGACAGGAUUGUGAGCAUCAACUCUCAGUCUCUGGAUGGCUUGACUCAUGGGGAUGUCGUAAAUAUGCUGAAGAAUGCGUACUGCACCAUCGUCCUCCAGGUGGUUGCCGACACCAACAUCAGUGCCAUAGCCAGUCAGGUGGAGAGUCUGUCCAGUAGCUCCACCCCAAGCACCAAUCCAGAGGUCCGGCCGGUGGAACCAGAGACGCCCAAGCCAAAGACCAUCACUCUGGAGAAGGGCUCAGAGGGGCUGGGCUUCAGCAUCGUGGGCGGCUUUGGGAGUCCACAUGGAGAUCUUCCUAUCUACGUCAAAACCAUGUUCAGCAAGGGAGCAGCGGCGGUGGACGGGCGUCUGAAACGCGGUGACCAGCUGCUAUCGGUCAAUGGAGAGAGUCUGGAGGGCGUCACACACGAGCAGGCCGUGGCCAUACUGAAGAAGCAGCGGGGAAGCGUCACGCUGUCCGUCCUCUCCUAACAAACACACUAAGGACUACAUCCACUGAAAAACACACACUUUGCAUCAGCAGCGGCCAUUAUUCGGCCAGCUUACUUCCUGAUAUGGAGACCGUUUGCACUCGAUCGUUUAAACUCUGCACUCUUACUGUUUGUGCACCUGGUAUCGAAAUCAAUCCGAAAAAUACUCAUAAAGGGAAAUUACUGUAUCGUCUUUGUCUUAGUCACAGACAUGUAGCCUCUCCACUGGUGACGGUGAGCAGGUGAAUAAUGGAGCAAUAUUAGAGAAGGUUAUUUUGAUGAAAUGAGUGCUGGUAACUCAAGACCAGGAGGAAAAAUUAAAGUAGCGGAUGCACAACACACACUAACACGCAAUUUGUUUGUAAUUAUCUUUUCAGUCCAUAUACAAUAACUUAUAAUGUGGUUAUCUUGAUCUUUUAAUUUAAAACAAUAUGUACAUGACCUACUGACAAACCAACCCUAUUUACAAGAAAUCAGAUUAAUUGUAUGUAGUAGAUGAAUUCAUGGAUGAGCAUUAAUAAGGGAUGACAGAUGUGCCUUGGAAUGGGCAGAUCAGAUCGUAAUGGGAUGUUUUGUUUAGCUAGUAUUAGAUAUAAGGAUCAUUUCAAUCAGGUUCUUUACAUUGCAGGGUAGCUUUGUGAAUAUUUCAAGAAAUAGUUCAUCAAAUGAUGAAAAAAAACAUCCCUGAUGUUGCUUCAAACCUGUGUGUUACUCUUUCUUCUGUGGAGCUUAAAAUGAGAUAUUUUGCAAAAUGUUCACGCUGCUCUCUUCCAUACAAUCAAAGUGGAUGGGGAGUGGAGUUUUUGUGAUUCAGAAAUGCCAACAAUAUCCAUAAAAUAUCACUAAAUUGUUCAUAUGACUCAUGCACUACAUUUUAUGAAGUUGUACAAUAGUUUGGCGUGACGGAUGAACCGAACUUUGUCGAUUUUCACUUGCAAUCUUUCCUGCAAGUAAAAUUUCAGACAAUUCUUCACACAAAGCUACUAAUGUUAGUCAUUUUUCAUGUAAAAUUUUAUGUGGAACAUAGAAUUUGAUGUUUUGCUGAAUAUUCACACUACUCUUUUUCCAUAAAAUAAAAAUGGAGACUGGCAUUUUAGAAAUUCAGAAAUGACAUGACAUAAAAGUAUUACAAGUUGUUCAUAUGAAUUGUGUAUGAUAAUUUUGCAUGAGGAAUGAUUUUAAGUGUUUUGUCACUUAAAAUCUUCCCUGAAAUAAACAUUUCUGACAAUUUUUCAUACAAAGCUAUUAUUGUAAGUCGUUUUCACUUUAAAAUCUUUCUCCGAAAUUAACAUUUCAUACAAUUCUUUACACAGGGCUGUUAUUUUCCUUCAGGAGUCUUAAAAAGUCCCAGUCCCCAUUCACUUUCUUUGUAUGCAAAAGAGCAGCCUUAGCAUUCUGUUCUUAGCAAAAUAUCUCCUUUUAGGUUCCACAGAAGAAAGUUAAGUCAUAUGGGUUUGGAAUGACAUAUAUGAUGACAAUUUUAAUUUUUGGGAGAACUAUUCCACUCUAUUAUGUUUCAAUGGUGUAUUGAGAAAUGCAUAAAUGCAUAACAUCACA
Messenger RNA from Sinocyclocheilus anshuiensis, 7626 nucleotides. Its product is annotated as inaD-like protein. The coding region runs from base 338 to 6070 and encodes 1910 amino acids. Gene Ontology annotation, molecular function: protein binding. The record is from RefSeq and is a predicted model, not a curated record. NCBI's taxonomy places the organism in Eukaryota, Metazoa, Chordata, Actinopteri, Cypriniformes, Cyprinidae. The transcript is spliced from 48 exons.